AUGUGGGGGGGCGGGGAGGGGUCGCCGUAUCUCGCGUUCACUGUGUUGUUGGCGAGACAGUGAGACCGGACCUGCGGAGAGUGUGGGAUCCGCCCCUGUGUGUGUGUGUGUGAAUCAGACAGACAGACAGACAGACAGGCGGAGGCUGGAGAGGAUUGAGGUGAAUCAUUCGUCCACUCGGAUGUGACAAGAGCGCCCUUUAUUUUCCAGAUUUGCUUGAAAAGGUCUAAUCAUGACGUAUGUGAGUGACAAGCUAUAUAAGUACAUCAGGAAUCGUCAGCCAGACUUCUUAAAGAUUAAUGCAGUGGAACUAUUGCCACAUCUUCCAUGCCUCACGCAGAUGGAUUUGGAAACAACAAACGCAUGUGCCAGAAAUGACGGCAACGAGAGGGCUGUACCUCAUUUAUUGGACUGUUGUAAACGCCGCAAAGGCUGGGAAAUGCAAUUGAUACAGGCGCUGGAGAAAAAGGAGUACACUGAUCUCGCGAGUGAUCUGAAGCAGGAAUUUCAGUCUCUGACCAGCGGAGGUUCUGGAAUAACGGGUUCACAGUGGCCCCCCAGUGGUUCCCCUAAGGCUAACCCUUCAGCCCCGGCCACCUCGGCCCAUCACAGCCCCUUCCCUUCUCCACCUCCCACCUCCUCCCCGGCCAACGCACCUCAUUCAUCUGCCUCGGCUCUUCCUUCCCCAAAGGCAUCUGUGCCUGAUUUCCCCUCCAACCCAGUCGAGGUUGAUCUCUCCAUGUCACCAACCAAUCCUCGAUCUUCCUCUCCCACCUCCACACUUAGACCCUCCUCUCCCACCUCCACACCUAACUCCUUCUCCCCAGCACCUGUCCCUUCCUCCAUCCCUCGCUCCUCCUCCUCAUGCCCCUCACCCAUUGCACCCUGUCAGGGUUCAGCCUACGCUAGCGAUCUCCAGGCUUCGGAGGGCUCUUCAGCUCCUGCUCUGAAGGUUUCAACUGCAGAAUCGGCUGAGCCUAGCGAGGUUAGCCCCAGCUCAGAUCAGCUAAAAAUACCAAUUCAAGAAAUGGGAGAUAUGAAGAGCAAACCAUCACUUUCCAGAACAGACAGAGAGACUCAGAAACAGCCCAUACAGAACAUAAUUAUUUUCAACGAGCAGGACCCUGACAGUCGUCCUUCCCAGAACCCAAGGAUACGAGCCACUGAGACAGAGGAAAACCUGGCGCCUGUGAAGCAGCAAGUUGCAGCAACCCUGGUAGCAUCUUCUGAGCAAAGCACAGUCUCAAGCACAGUGCUAGUAAAUUGUCAUGUGUCUUCAGGUGCAAUCUCAGAGCAGUCGGAUGAGAACAGUUUUGAUGAGAGCAUUCAGAAACCAGGGGUGUUGCUGGAUAUUACUGAUCAGCCAGAUAACUGGGCUCCAUCCACUGUGCUACCCUGUUCAAUCAGGUUGAGCGAAUUGAUGAUAAGUUCAAGUACUUUUCAAGCUUCAGGAAGUGAUGGCACUGCAGAGGUCUGUUCCAACGCUGACACCUGUACCAGUGGAGCCAGUCCUGCAGACAGCGAUGGCAGUGAAAAUUCACUCAAGGAACAGAAACUCCAGGCUUUGCAAGGCUACCAGAACAAUAAUCUGGAACACAGCUUCCAUGAUGUGCACCAACCAUUGCUUAUACAGGAAAACUUUGAUGCAGAGAAGAAACUACACAAGAUGGGUGAAGGUCCAGUCACUGAUGGGGAAGGUGUAAAGAUUAAGUCAGGUUCUGAGUUUGAGUCUGAACUGCUGUCUGUUCAGAGGAGCACAACUGAAGCUGCACAAGGUAUCUCUGGACUGAUCGGUACCCAGCCUGAUCCUGAGAUCAGUGAUGGCAAGGGAGCCAUUUCCACACACAGCACUAUGUCACUUGUUUCUACUGACCGUGGCUCAGAAGGAGUAGGUCAAAUGAUACAAGCUUCUGUCAGGGAGUCAGAUGCACCAGUAAUGCAGGUCUCCUGGAAUGGAAAUCCACAGGGUGUUUUAGACCAAGGACUGAUCGCAAACAGGCGAGUUGCUUCAGAAAACACCUUCAAUCACACCCCAGCCACCCAGCACGAUGGCAAGGCAUGCACUAUUGCUCCCAGCAACAUUUCUUAUGAUCUCAGUGGAUCCAGCAGUGUGUCCCAUGAUGGAAACAGUCACAUAGCAGGCAUUUCCAAGAGUGGUGCGCUUCUCUCUAACAGAAAUGAUGGGAGUAAGGUUCACCAAGUAGGACAAAAGGGAGAUGAGUCAUGCGAUGCUGACAUCAGAGUUCACACUGGCCACAUACACGAAGGAGCCUUUCGUAACAACGAGGCAGGUAGCGACCACAGAUUUGCAGCAACACACUCGGUUGAUCUGAACACAAGCAAUUCUGGAGGAGGCUAUGUUAACUCCUUGUCCGACGUACCCCAGCCAAUCAUCAACACAUCUGGGCAGAAUUCUGCUGUGCUCCCUUCAGCCUCGCAAGAAUGGUUAACUGGCAAGCAGCCGGUAGAGUCCGAUGAGGAACUACCUUGCUCAAAUUCCAUGAUGCGUUCAGUGACCAUUGUUGCCCUGGUGGCAGUCGUCAUCGGGUGUCUGUGGAAAUAUUGUCGCAAGUAGUGACUCGCGAGAUUCAAGUCAUGUUUCCACCUUGCCUUAGUCUGUUGAACCAUAUUGUCUUAAGAUCUACCGAAUUGUGGAUCAUUCUUAAGGUCAGUCAUAAUUUAAAGUUCACCCACAAAACACACAGUCACCGGACUUUACA
Callorhinchus milii (elephant shark) is the source of this 2720-nucleotide messenger RNA. It is a transcript of the gene mavs, whose product is annotated as mitochondrial antiviral signaling protein. The transcript has 5 exons. NCBI's taxonomy places the organism in Eukaryota, Metazoa, Chordata, Chondrichthyes, Chimaeriformes, Callorhinchidae. The record is from RefSeq and is a predicted model, not a curated record. Bases 233 to 2575 code for a protein of 780 amino acids.